AUGAAAUCAGGAAACUCCUCAGCUAUUACAGAAUUCCUCCUCCUGGGACUGUCAGAUGUGCCUGAGCAUCAGCCCCUGCUAUUCAGUCUCUUCCUAUCCAUGUACCUGGUCGCUGUGGUGGGGAACCUGCUCAUCAUCCUGGCCAUUAUGUAUGACUCCCACCUCCACACCCCCAUGUACUUCUUCCUCUCCAACCUGUCCGCUGUUGACAUCUGUUUCACCUCCACUACCAUCCCUAAGAUGCUCAUGAACAUCCAGACACAGAGCAAGUCCAUCAGUUACACAGGCUGCCUCACCCAAAUCUGCUUUGUCCUGACUUUUGCUGGAUUGGAAAAUGGAAUUCUGGUAAUGAUGGCCUUUGAUCGAUUUGUGGCCAUCUGUCACCCGUUGAGGUACAAGAUCAUCAUGAACCCCAAGCUCUGUGGGCUUCUGGUUCUGCUGUCGUUCCUUAUUAGUGUUCUGGAUGCCCUUCUCCACACUUUGAUGGCACUGGGGCUGUCCUUCUGCACAGACCUGGAAAUUCCCCACUUUUUCUGUGAAUUAGCUCAUAUCCUCAAGCUUGCCUGUUCCGAUAUCCUCAUCAAUAACAUCCUCGUAUACUUAGUGACUGGCCUGUUGGGUGUUGUUCCUCUCUCUGGGAUAAUUAUCUCUUACACUCGAAUUGUCUCCUCUGUCCUGAAAAUCCCAUCAGCUGGUGGAAAGUAUAAGGCAUUUUCCACCUGUGGGUCACAUGUAAUAGUUGUUUCCUUGUUCUACGGGACAGGUUUUGGGGUGUACCUUAGUUCUGCAGCCACUCACUCCUCCCAGGAGAGUGCAAUAGCGUCAGUGAUGUACACCGUGGUCACCCCCAUGAUGAACCCCUUUAUCUAUAGUCUGAGGAACAAGGACAUGAUGGGGGCCUUGAAGAAACUCAUUUCUAGAAUAUCAGCUUUCCAUUAA
Hyaena hyaena (striped hyena) is the source of this 939-nucleotide messenger RNA. RefSeq names its product olfactory receptor 7G3-like. Gene Ontology annotation, cellular component: membrane. The transcript has a single exon. Gene Ontology annotation, molecular function: G protein-coupled receptor activity; olfactory receptor activity. The record is from RefSeq and is a predicted model, not a curated record. Gene Ontology annotation, biological process: G protein-coupled receptor signaling pathway. The coding region runs from base 1 to 939 and encodes 312 amino acids. Lineage: Eukaryota; Metazoa; Chordata; Mammalia; Carnivora; Hyaenidae.